Molecule: messenger RNA, 3508 nt
Organism: Lytechinus pictus (painted urchin)
Lineage: Eukaryota; Metazoa; Echinodermata; Echinoidea; Temnopleuroida; Toxopneustidae
Exons: 2
Coding region: 1276-3135 (619 amino acids)
Biological process (GO): protein monoubiquitination
Molecular function (GO): zinc ion binding; ubiquitin protein ligase activity
Source: RefSeq, a predicted model, not a curated record
GGAUUUUAAAAGAUAGCUCCUAUUGUGGUGGCGUGUAAACUGAAUCCUCCACGAUGGAAUGGCGAGUGUGUAUUUUUAUGGUAUAUUGCGUGGGGGUAGGGGUUUCCCCAAUUAGUUUCACCUAGAUUGUCGGCCCAUGGAUGAAAAGGUUGUGAAGGUUAACCCGAUGAAACCCGCAUGGGGUCGAUAAAGGAAUGAAUUGGGAUUUUUUUUAUAAUAGUAAAUAAUUAUAUUCCUGGAGGUUUCACGAGCGUAAAUCAUUUCCCACAGACUCGCGUGUUACAGUAGCACUUGAAACACUCGUAAAAAAUAACAAUGAAACUAGAGGGUAGAAUGUUUACUACCAGUGGAUAGGAUAUACUAAUAGGCCUAUACCUGAAAUUCCAUAUCUGACGAGGAAAGGGUACCUCGACCGGCUCAUAAAUCGGCAUUUAUGAAGACAUUUGACAGGAUCCAAUUCAUCACAUGAGAGAGUAAAAUGGCCCUAAUUCUUCCGCCAGUCAAAAUAGCUCCAAAGUUGGUGACAUUUCUUCCUAAUUUGGGAAAAGGAUCGAGGUUUAGUACAGUUAACCUCCAUAGAAUCAGUGUUAAUUGGAAAAUGAAUGUCUUUUACCUUCCUGUUAUAAAUAGGCUCGUGCGACCUGGACGUUAACUGAAUCCUCUACAUUAGGAUGACGAGUGUGGGUGUGUAUCAUUAUGGGUGACAAAUGUGCAUUUUGUCCAUGAAGUCCUUAAAUGUGGCAUUGCAAACGAUUGAGAGAAAGUGUAUUUAAACCAUAACAUUACGUAGUUCUGAGGGACUCACACGGAGGUCGAUGUUUUGGGAUCCACUGAUCAUUUUUCUCUGAUAAUUCAUUUAUUUUAAUCGGUUUAUCAAACUACGGAAGCAGAAUAACUUUCAAGCUGUAGAUUAUUUUUUCAUCUUUGGAAUAGCAUAUUUGAUGAUGAUACAAGUAGGAGCAAUGAUAUCACAGUCAUCUAUUGUCCUGAAUAACGGAGGAUGUACCAGUGUUGUGGUUUAUUUACUUGUGCUAGCUAUUGAUGAGAGUGUGGAAGAGAAUGAUUACCGGCAAUAAAGCGUAUUUUACAGACAGCGCCAAUUGGGACAGUUCGAAAUUCAACAGUGCUGAAGCUGCUGUCGACAACGAUUAAUUCUGGCAUCAUAGUAAUUUUGCCUUCUUCUGAAUCUUCCGUUCGAGGUCCAGUUAGUAAAUCGUCUUUAUAUCGUCGCUAUAAUUGACAAAUUUGGUAUUAUCGUAGCUUUUGAAUUAUACCAUGAUGGCUUCCAUGGAUCAGAUAUUACCACCCAAUUUACAGUGCCCAAUAUGUUUGGAACUUUUUGAUGAUCCUAAACAGUUAUCUUGUGAGCACACAUUUUGUACAAGAUGUCUUCGUGGUUUGUUGGCAUGCUGUUCACAGAGUGUUGAAGAUUGCCUAAAAUGCCCAGUUUGUCAGACCACGACGGAUGUCGAUGGUGGCAUUGUAUGGAAUCUUAACACAAACGUUCCUCUCAAGUGUCUCCUAGAAGAGUACAGAAGUAAGAAGGGCCUUUGUGGAAUGUGCGACAAAAAAGCAGAAGCCAAGCUUCAUUGCCGUGACUGCGAAAAGGCGAUGUGUAGAGCUUGCCUAAAAAUCCAUAACAAGUGGUCGCCCAACAUCAAGCAUGAAGUUAAUUCCUUAAAGGACAUCAGGAAAGGGAUGGUGGUCUUCAACGAAAAAGUUUACUGUCAAGAACAUAAGUCUGAUGGGAAAGAUCAUGUCUGUACCGAUGUCUGUAAUACUUGCAAUAAGUUUAUUUGUAUGAGAUGUCGGAUGCUGUUUCAUGAAAAGAAAGGUCACUCUGUCAUUGACGCUGACGACUAUAAGAGUUCUAUCCGAAAAGAAAUUGAUUAUCUAAUUGUCCAAGGGAAAAUAAAAACCAAGACACUCAACAAUCAUGUAGCCUAUGUUAAGAGUCAAAUGGACCGUGUUAUUGAUCACACUGACAGCAUACAGGCUCAAAUAAACAAGGAUUAUAAUGACAUGUGUAAGAUACUAAAGAAACGAAAACAAGAACUGGAUUGGCAGCUGUAUCUUCAGAAGAAGGAACUCCGCGAGAGACUAGAAGAAAUGAAAGACGCAAGUGUGAAAAUGGUCCUGAAUAUCGAGAAGGCGAGUGAACUGGCUGGCUACAGUUUAAAUGCACCACUUAAAGGGAUCACCAUUACCAUCCAUGAAACACUUUCAAGUGAAUUAAAGACAGUCCUCGAUACGGAUAACCCAGAACAGAAGCUUGCUCGUGACAUAGCUGAACAGGCUGAGGAGAUAAUGUUUGACCAAAAGAGUCAGUGCGAUCAGCUAGAGAUAGGGGAUAUCUUAUUCGUGAAACGUUGGCUGAAAUGCGACGUUGGUCUCACAAAGGAGAACACCAUCAAUACGAUGGCAGCUACCUCGGAUGGUAUGAUGGCAGUAGGAUACAGUACAGGGGGAAUCGACGUCUUCAAUGCUGAUGGCCAACUGCAGACAACAGUACUCAAAGACGUUAAUAUUCUAGGGAUAGGAUUCCUUUCUGACGGUCGACGUGUUGUACUAUCCACCAGUAAUAUCAUGACAUUGUACACAUCAGAAUGGGAGAUACAGAGCACAAGGUUUCAGACGCUAGCUCUUGAUGAAGCAGGGAUCGCUGACCUCACUAUUGGCGAUGAAAAUCAGAUCUACAUCAGUUACAUGACAGCUAAACAGAUCCAGGAAUUCACAACAGCUGGUGGAAAUGCCAUAAAAGUGAUAUCAUGUCAAGGGUACGAACCUGAGCAGAUCUGCAGCUUUGGGAAUGGGUUCAUAAUAAAAUCUAGCAGUAGUUCUGCCUGUACGGUGAGUGUCGUCGACUGUCAAGGUGUAAUAGAACACAAUGUAUCAGUCGAGAACGGCGCUUUCUGCCAUUCUGCAGUAUGUCGCGAAAGGUCUAUCCUCAUCUGUUCAUUCCAGGCUGAUGAGGGGAUACUCACUGUCAAGGAGCACAAUGACGAGUUGGCUCCAGUUAAGACACUCGUUCGUCACAUGAUUGUGAAACCUAAAAGGCACUGGUUUUACAUUCAACAGUUCCGAUCUGGGGAGAUCGCCUUCUGUACGACAGAGAGGAUUUACAUCUUCGAAUAGUUAAGUCAACCCCCCCCCCCAAAAAAAAAAAAUAAAAAAAUAAAUAAAUGAUGGGUGUUUUUAGCCUUCCCUUCAGGCGUAGCAGUCUCCACUGAACUUGGUUAUAUGUUGAAAAAUAUACUGUAAAUAUCAGUUUUCAGCAAAUACAAUGACAUGAAUCAUUACUAAGUUCAUUGGCUACUUGUUAUUUUGUCUUCAAAGGACUUGUCCAUCGGUGUCUUCAGCCUACAUCAGGAGUUUAGAGACGUUUGUGUUUUCCUUCUACAACACAUCUCAUUAUUAAAUGUUGAAGACCAAGAUAGUAGGUGACAUCGACAUAUACUGUAAUUUAUAUGCACAUGAUCAACGCUGGCUGUUUCAGCCCCCCCCCCCC